CGGAAUCUCUCCAUCUCAAAUCAAUAUUCAACUGUUGAAUAUUACAUAUUCAUAUGCUCUCCCCCUUUCUUUUUUUUUGGCCCUUUUUAAAGUAAAGCUCCUUUGUCAGUAGAAUGCAGAAAAGCAUGGAACAAAUCAACGAACAACGAUAAUAGUACUAUUUUAAGUUAAUGACGAUGAUAUUUUACACACCAUAAAUAUGACCAUUGGAGAAAUGUGGUCUAAGCUAUUUUAGGUUCAAGCAUGGAAAUUUGAAAUUGAUGUAAUCCUCAAGCUACCGAGCAGAUUUUCUCUGUUUUCCUCAACUUGACAUGGAAGACAGAGCAGUCCAGACCACAGAGCAACAGCAAUAGAAGGGGAGGAGAAUUUAAGCUCAAGAUCAAACAUCAAAGACGAUAUCUCAGGAUCGAAAAAUCAGAAAUGGAGGGCACGGAGAUGGAGAAUUUUUUCAAGGUAUGUGGGGCAGUAAUGGCGUCUCUCAGCUACUGUUACAUUUUGGGCAAGAUUGUCCCGAAAGGUAGUCUCAGACUCCUUCUGCUUCUCCCCAUAGUCUGCCUCUUUCUUCUCCUCCCUCUUAAUCUCUCCUCCAUCAAUCUCGCCGGUACUACAGGCUUCUUCAUUGCCUGGCUCGCCAACUUCAAGCUCCUCCUCUUCGCUUUCGGUCGCGGCCCUCUCGCCGCCGACGACAACCCACCACUCUCCUUCGGUCGCUUUGCCGCCGUCGCCUGCCUCCCCAUCAAGAUCCGCCACGAUCCACCUCCCGAAACCCCACAAAAACCUCAACUCGACAGGCACCAAUCUCAAAUUGGGGAUUUUAAGCCAAAUCCAUCUUCCCAAAACCCCACAAAAGCCCAAAAUGGAGAUUACAAAUCAGACCCAUCUCACCAAAAUCCCAAGAAUGCUCACAGAGGGAUUCUGAACUACGGCACGAAGGGUCUGCUCAUGGUUCUUCUCCUCCGAUUGUACGAUUACAGCGACCAUUUCCACCCAAAUCUGCUUCUCUGCCUCUACUGCUUCCACAUCUACUUGUGCUUGGAGAUCAUGCUGGCCAUGGCGGCCACUCUGGCUCGAGCCAUGCUAGGAGUCGAGCUCGAACCGCAGUUCAACAAGCCCUACCUCUCCUCCUCCCUCCAGGACUUCUGGGGCCGCCGGUGGAACCUCAUGGUCCCCUCCAUCCUCCGCCCCGCCGUACACGAUCCGGUCCUCCGCGGGUCGACCCGGUUCACCAGUCGCAGGUCGGCCCGGCUCAUCGCGGUCAUCUCUACCUUCUUAGUCUCCGGCCUGAUGCACGAGCUGAUCUUCUUCUACUUGGGCCGGAUCCAGCCGACCUGGGAGAUCACAUGGUUCUUCCUCCUCCACGGUGCGUGUCUGGCGGCGGAGAUCGCCGCGAAGAAGUCGUUCGCCGCCCAGUGGCAGGUGCCGCGCGUGGCGGCGGCGGCGCUUACCGUGGGGUUCGUGAUGGUGACAGGGUUCUGGCUGUUCUUCCCCCAGCUGCUCCGGUGUAAGGCCGACGUGCGGGCACUUGAGGAGUACGCGGCGGCCAGCGCAUUCGUUAGGGAUGUCGCCAGCGUCGGUAGUCGGUUGAUCGUCGGGAAACGUGCGACGACCUCCAUAAAGCAUGAUCUUAUUCUAUGAAAUAAAAUAUAUGGCAUUUGAAUCGAACAGAUAUGUAUUGCUUGAACUUUACAUCAUUUAAUUUUCCACGAUAUUAAUUGUUUGGUUUCAAAUUUCACAAGGAGUUCUUUGUAAUUUUAAAUUUUGUUAAUUAAAAGAAACUCAUAUUUUAAUUUGAUAUAUAUAUAUAUAUAUGGACCCGUAACAUUA
Messenger RNA from Malania oleifera, 1824 nucleotides. Its product is annotated as acyl-CoA--sterol O-acyltransferase 1-like. NCBI's taxonomy places the organism in Eukaryota, Viridiplantae, Streptophyta, Magnoliopsida, Santalales, Ximeniaceae. The record is from RefSeq and is a predicted model, not a curated record. Bases 421 to 1635 code for a protein of 404 amino acids. The transcript has a single exon. Gene Ontology annotation, biological process: lipid metabolic process.